UCACGUGUUAAAGAGCUUAAAAGCUGUCAAGAACAGCAACAACAAACCAUAGCGCGUAAAUGAUAUUCAAGCUGACUGACUGUAAUUCGGUUUAGGCCGGAGAAGUUCCCUUUUCGCACGGAGAGUAAACAUGACUUGAAAAGCAUAUGGCGAAGAAACAGCGCGUACACUUUAUCCUCUUGACCCCAUCUCCUCUUAUAAACAGUCGAUCACAAUGCUUCGUUCAAUCGCAAGCAAUCCCGGCCUUCGUGCCAGUAUGCUAAGGAGCUCAAAGAGUAAUCCAGCUUUACGGGCUGCAAGUGCUUCGGUUAUUCCACCUGUACACACAAUGCCAAGCAGAUCAUUGGUUUCAACAGUAUUGCUAACAAAGGAUGCCUAUGAAUCGAAAAAGGUGACAGAUUUGAAAACAGAAUUACGUCAACGUGGCUUGUCAACAACUGGAAAACGGACAGAUUUGAUAAAAAGAUUGAUCGAAAAUGACUCAAAUCGAGCAAAAGUUUUACCGAUCUCAUCAAAAGAUCAAUCUACUUCAAUCAGUGCUCCUUCAACACCACGUAAGACGCUUCGCACUCGCUCUGCCACCUCUUCCGCAAAGGUACAACAAGGAGCUCCAGAAACAAGUGCAGGUGCAGUAGGAUCAGAUGCUACAGGCGCUACUAUCCCUCAUCCUCCCAACAUGGAACCCGGUCAAAUUUCAUCAAAUGCAAGCGAAGCAACGCCUGAUGGCCUCAAACAACCUGAUAUGCUAGAAGCACUUUCUACUGCUCCAGGUGUUCCACCGGAAAAAGCACCCCAAGCACCAAUCACAUUCGAAGUCAAAAUUCCAUACGAAUCAACACCAGUCGAUCCUGGACCAGAAGUUCCAUUGAUAACAGCUUAUUUCCAUCCUGAAGACAAACAUUUCGAUGGUAUCUAUCGCAGCCAAGAUGGACCUAUCGCUCACAUGCCAAAAGUGAUGACCGUCUCAGGCGAGGAAACUUAUCCGGGUGGAGGUGUAUCGCAUCAUCAGCCAAUCUUCGAAGAUGCUGAUGUUGCCGGAUACCCACGAUCGUCUGAGCCAGUGGAGAAUGAAGGACAAUCAUUCUCUUCUGCACUGUCCAGCUUGUGGUCUUCUAUGCAAAAAGACAUGGGAGUCUCAUCAGAAAAAGCACCAAAGAUUGCCAAACAGGCAAAGGAGAUUCGUGAAUCAACGGCAAACACAACACGCACUCUUUUACAAGAUGCAAGAGAAACAUUCAACAAAGCAACUCGUGGAAAUGGCAGCUCAAGUGCAUCGUAUAGUACAUCCUCCACCAGUUAUUCAGGAGGAAACACACGUCCAUUGAAUGCUGAAGAACAGAGUGGGCUGUACGUCCUUGGUGGAAUUGUGUUGGGAGGAUUUGUUUUGGGAGGUCUGGGAUCCCAAUCGAAGCGAAAGUCAGAAAAGGUGAAGGCAAAAAUUGAAGAAUCUGUACACGAAAUCCGAAGCAAGAGCAACACAUUAGACGAAACUGAAUUGCACGACCUCGUACAAAGAGCCGAAUCUGCACUUCGGUCAUAAUGAUACAAUUAAUACUGCUUUAUCAUGAAUAAUUUUUAAUGACAUCUUAUGUUCUAAUAGAAGAAUGAAUGAAUGAAUUGAAGGUAGCUCUAUUAAUAACGAUGAGUAAGAAAAAACACGAGCCAAAGAUCUAUAGCGACAGAAUGUAUACCAGGAAAAACGACACGAGAAGAAUGUUCUCUAUUUUUCUAUCUACCAACGACCGCCACCGCCGCCGCCCAAGCCAACAUUGUUGCUUCCUGUACGGCCUCCUCCACGGAAACCACCACGGCCACGACCACCACGAUAUCCUCCACGA
This is a messenger RNA of Meira miltonrushii, 1838 nucleotides long. RefSeq lists its product as uncharacterized. The record is from RefSeq and is a predicted model, not a curated record. The transcript has a single exon. NCBI's taxonomy places the organism in Eukaryota, Fungi, Basidiomycota, Exobasidiomycetes, Exobasidiales, Brachybasidiaceae. Bases 215 to 1540 code for a protein of 441 amino acids.